Molecule: messenger RNA, 4159 nt
Organism: Callorhinchus milii (elephant shark)
Lineage: Eukaryota; Metazoa; Chordata; Chondrichthyes; Chimaeriformes; Callorhinchidae
Gene: e2f8
Product: E2F transcription factor 8
Exons: 14
Coding region: 114-3176 (1020 amino acids)
Biological process (GO): regulation of transcription by RNA polymerase II
Cellular component (GO): RNA polymerase II transcription regulator complex
Molecular function (GO): DNA-binding transcription factor activity, RNA polymerase II-specific; RNA polymerase II cis-regulatory region sequence-specific DNA binding
Source: RefSeq, a predicted model, not a curated record
ACUGAAAAGCGCCGCUGCCGAGUCCUCCGGAGUUGGUAAACGUUUGGUUGCACAAUGUACUGGAAUCAUGACUGCAGUGAUUAAGGACGAGCCUACUCUUUAGGACAGACGAGAUGAGCAGCUUCUGUUUGAAACCGAACCAUCCGAACGAACGCUUGGAUCUUAACCCGAAUGGAGACCCGGGGGGAGACUUUCCAGAAGUUGAUCGCAAAGAAAAUAUAUUUUUAGAGCCACAUAUGAAGUUGAUAAAAACUCCACUGGAGCAACCGUCUUCCUCCUCACAUUCAGUAUUGGGAGGCGUUAGGCCAGACAUAGGAACUAUGACUACACCAACAAAACUUCAGGAAGUCCCUAUCGGGGAACCGUGGACCCCUACAGCCAAUCUGAAAAUGUUGAUCAGUGCUGCUAGUCCAGAGAUUAGGAACAGGGAAAAAAAGAAGGAAUUGUUCAACCACGAUGAGAAUAUUCCAGAAACAAAUGAGAAUUUCCAGGACCAUUUAUCCGGAGAAGAAUUUGAAAAGCUUCAUCCAAGUCGUAAAGAGAAGAGCCUAGGUUUGCUGUGCUAUAGAUUCCUAGCACGGUAUCCGAAUUACCCUAACCCUGCAGUGAACAAUGACAUCUGUUUAGAUGAAGUAGCAGGCAAACUUAAUGUUGAACGAAGACGUAUUUAUGAUAUUGUCAAUGUUCUGGAAAGUUUACAUAUGGUGAGUCGACUGGCCAAGAACCGGUACACAUGGCAUGGGCGCCACAAUCUCGCUCACACAUUAGGGACACUGAAGAAUGUUGGAGAAAAUCAAAAGUAUGCAGAGCAAAUGCGGCAAUUCAAAAAGAAAGAAUUUGAAAAUGGGUUUGAAAUAGAUAUUGAAAACCAUGUUAAACAGCCGCUGCGGACGCAAAAUGCAGUCAGGAAUUGUGAGGUGAAGCACAAAGAAAUGUGCUUCGUGGAACUCCCUGGGGUGGAGUUUAGAGCAGCUUCAGUGAAUGGGCGGAAAGACAAGUCUUUGAGAGUGAUGAGUCAGAAAUUUGUCAUGCUCUUCUUGGUAUCCAACCCCCGAGUGGUUAACCUUGACAUAGCAGCUAAAAUCCUGAUCGGUGAAGACCAGAAGGUAGAUUUGGAUCACAACAAGUUUAAGACUAAGAUAAGACGACUGUACGAUAUAGCUAACGUACUCACCAGUCUUGAACUUAUAAAGAAGGUGCAUGUGGCAGAGGAGAGGGGAAGGAAGCCAGCAUUUAAAUGGAUAGGACCAGAGGUGUUUCCAGAUAUCAAUGAUGUGAAGUCUAUUGCGUCAACUACCUCAGCCACGGUAAGAAGCCCAUCACCCAAGAUUUCGAGAGAGUUUGCCAAGAAUCUUUUUCCUACCUCAAGCACCAAACAAGGCUUUACCCGACAUGCAUCUUUAAACUACUUAUUACAGAACGUAGAGAACGACCAGAGGAAGAUCAGUUCUGCGCCGACCAGUCCAACUGGAAAAUCUUACAGUAAUUUUGCCAAGCCUGAAUUAUAUCCAAGUAAAAUGGCCCAGCUUGCUGCAAUCUGUAAACUUCAGUUAGAAGCACAAUCUAAAACAAGUGAAUGUGAACCCAAAAGCCCAACUCCACAAUCAUCUUCCUCAGAAACAAAGUCAAAACUGGACAAAGCUUGCGGGCCUGUAGAGCCAACAUUACAUUCAAGAGUUAAUUCAACAAUAUUCUCUCAGGCUAAAUCAAUGGUGCAUCCUGUCGGGGUCUUUCCUGUAAUGCAAGGACAUUAUUCUUCUAUUUUACCGGUGAUGUUACCUCAAAACCACUCUGGAUCUUACACAAUAUAUUUCCAACCUACGCAGCCAGGAAGCCUGACUGCACAUCCCUCUGGAUUUACAGUGCAAUCCAUAACUUUUGCUGCUGAUCAACCAAUUGAAAGGCCUGGUGAUUUGAAGCCAAAGAACCACACAAGUAGACAGACUGAAAAUGAUGUUAAUUUGUCUCAAAUGGAUAAUCAAGAACCUGUUCAAGAACAAAAUGGCCAAGCAAAUAAAGAUAGAACUACCCCCAAAAAAUGCCUUAAACGAUCCUCCUUCUGGGAGCCCACUGACCUGGCAUAUCCCAAAAUACUGAAGAGUGAAAAGGAUAUCUCUCCAAGCCAGCAAAUCAUGGAUGCUAAUACAAUACGGGGACCAUCACCAAAUGAGGCUGAGCUUCUUGAGAUUCAUCAGGCUAGGUUGAGGAGCCGCAGGGGCUUAAUAAUUAACCGGCCUUCCCCAAGAGCCUUGCAUCUCGACCCAGAGUUCGUCAAUACUCCAGAAGAUAAAAAUCUUAACUGCGAAACACUAGAGCACAGUGUUGAAUGUUUUCUCGAGAAUGAAGACAAGUGUGGAAUUGUACUGUCAGAAGCAAAGGGAGCAAAAGCCACCACGUUAAAGGCUGUGCCAGUUGCGAUUGCAUUUCCUACCCAUCUGUCCUCUGCAUCUGAGCCUGCCCUGCCAUCUGGAUACCUCAUUCCAUUGCCACAACAAGCAGCUUUCAAUAGUUCUAGCACAAGGUUUCCCGAGAAGGAAAAGGAUUGCAUUUGUUCAACAUUACCUCAGCUUCACUGUUCACCCAUAUCAGGUGUUGUUCCAGUGACUACUUCAGAUUCCUGUCCAGUUAGUUUCUCUCCCACCCAUGUCACCCCUCUACAAUUACAUUGCCCAAUAGCUGUUCCGACAUCUGUUGCCUCUCUUCCUGUCAUAAGUCAAACCAAUGGACCAUCCUUCACUUCAGGUCAUCAUUUUGCUGGUCCCAGCCCCAGCCCUGGGAUUCUGAAUUUCACGCUGCAGAAUCUUGGCUUGAUCAAUCCUGCAGUGCACUUCUCACUAACACCUGGGCCUGUAAUGGCUGGUGCCUCCCGAGAGCAAGCGAGUCCCAUACAUCUACAGCACGGAAAGAUGGUUCUAGUUAAACCGGUGUCUCCUCACCACCAGCUGCCUGGAAAACCUGUAACAUUCAUCAGUAUACAACAGUCCAGUUUUCCGGUUUCACCAGAAGGUGCUCAGUCCAUCAACAGGGAGAGCUUUUUCCGCACUCCAGGAGGUCCAUUAUCAGUUUCCACCCAGUCAUCAUUGACCACUGUUGUCUCCAACAUGAGUGGUAAAAUUCCUCAGGGAACUGCACACUUUCCUCAAAGGAAGCUUGAAGUCUGCACUGAAGAUCCUUAGUGACUGGAAUAGCUACUAAAGUGAUCCACAAGUUUUUUUUUAAAAAUUGUAUUACUUGGUUAUUGACAAUUUUGGCGUACAUUCCACAAUUGCAACAUGCAUUCUGCUUUAAUUGUAUAGUCUUUAUAUAUUAUCUAGCAGCACACAUUGCCCAAAGGGAUUGUUUUAAAGAGAAGUUUACAUUGGACCAAUGUGACUGUUCAGAUAGCCAUAGAUGUGACCAAACUGUGACCUUCUGUUUUUGCAGAAAAAUCCAAUGCAAAGAGAGUGUGUUUAUAUAUAUAUGUGUGUGUGCGUGAGUAUGUGAUAUAGAUGUAAAGUAGUAUGUUUGAACAUUAAAAAUAUUUUUACUUAUAAUAUAAGAAAUUGACUGAAAAAAGCCAUCUUGUCUAAAGCUGGUUAGCAUGACAGUAUCUGUAUUUAAAAGUGCCGUAAAAGAAUUUUGAAUGCUGUCUGUUCAUGGAAUUUACUGCUGGUCAAAGGUUCAGCAGAUCUGCUCCAGACCCUUUCAUGGGGGAAUGAACUCGGCAGAAAUGCAGUGACAGAGCAUCAUUGUCACUGGCGAGGCAAAUCACAGAAAGACUGUUCGCGUGCAAAAAUGUGUAGAUAGAUUCACACAAAGGUGCUGCAUUGGAGGAAGAACAAUGUACUGUAGCUUGUAAUAUAUUGUGCUGUAUUUAUGCAUUGUAUUAAAGCAUUAAUUUUAAGUGAAACUACAUUGCAAACGGAUCUUACAUAUACAAUGUUGGAUCUGCAACACUUCUCAAAGCGGUAGAUGUUUAGAAGAAAUUUGACCUCUUGAUAAUUUUCUGGGCUUUGUUGGAAUUUAAAAUAUCUUAAAAAUGUGUAAAUCUUAAAUUGUAUAAAUCCAAGUCGCUGACAAAUUCUUUGUGUUAGCCAAAUCAAGUUUCUGUCUAAUUUAUUUAUACUGUUCUGUACUUUUUAGCUAGUUCAGAAUAAAUCUGUACAGUUUUUAAUUUCUA